Molecule: messenger RNA, 2064 nt
Organism: Paramecium tetraurelia
Lineage: Eukaryota; Ciliophora; Oligohymenophorea; Peniculida; Parameciidae
Exons: 7
Molecular function (GO): malate dehydrogenase (decarboxylating) (NAD+) activity; NAD binding
Source: RefSeq, a predicted model, not a curated record
AUGCAGCCCCAUCAAAGUUUAAAAAACCUGUUCCUGAGAACCAAUGGACUGAUCAAAAUAAAGCCAAAAGUGAGGGUUACUGACAAUUACACCCUGUCCCUUGUUUAUACUCCUGGAGUUGGCCAUAUUUGCAAGGUGAUCCAAAAAGACCCAGAUUAACUGUACGAAUAGACGAUAGCUGGUAAUUCGAUUGCACUCCUUGCUGACGGAUCAAAAUUCAAUCUCCCCCGGUCAUCCAAAAUGAUCCCAAAUUUAGAAGCCAUAAGUGCCUUGUACAAAGCAUUCUAUGACGUAGAUGCCUAUCCUAUUAUCUUGGACAGAACUAUCAUGACAGAUGUAUCCGAUUAUGUGCUGGUGAUGGACAAUCUGUCACCCACAUACAAAACUAUAGUUUUGAUUGACAUCGAAGAUACGUUAGCCUCACAGAUCCUCACAGCUGUGGAAAAUGCUAAACUCGAAUGCACUGUGAUUAUUUCCAACUCCCACAAUCUGAGGGAGUAGCUCUAUGAUGCUGCUUUAGUCAAGGCUACUCUUGAUGCAAGAUCCACUCUUAAACCCUCUCAAUGUGAGUUAAUCAAAAAAGCAAUCACUUCAGUUGAUUUCACUAAUCUACCAUCUCUUUUGACAACAACUUUAAACAAAGCUUAUGCUCUGGGAUUACAGGAAAUCUACAAUCAUAAAUUGUAUCAUCACACUGUUGCAAACGUAAACCCAGAAAUUUUCAUUAAUAAAUUAAAUGAUCUUUAUAUUUAUGGAGAAGUUGCUUAUUACAACAAAUGGUCUAAUGAUCAUCUGUUGCAAAAUAAUGAUUUCAAUUAGAAUGCCUUGGAAUUGCACAAAAGAUACCAUGGAAUGAUCACUAUUGAACUCAAGUUUAAUCCAAGAUCACUUGAAGAUUUGUUCAGAAUUUAUGAAACCUCCUAUCAAAAAGAUGAGUUGGCAUAACUCAGACAAAUCCUCAUUGAUGAUCCAUCCAAAUUAAGAGAAAUCACCUUCAAAAAGAACUACGCUGCCAUCAUAACCAACGGUACAGCCAUUCUUGGUUUGGGCAACAUCGGACCUUCUGCAGGACUACCAGUUAUGGAAGGCAAGUCCGUCUUAUUCAAUGCUUUGGGAGGCAUAGAUCUUAUGCCAAUCUGUCUUAAAGAGAAGGAUCCUCAUAAAUUGGUCAGAAUCAUUAAAUGCAUUGCUCCUAUAUUUUCAGCAAUUAAUCUAGAAGACUUGAGAGCCCCUGAUUGUUUCCCCAUAGAAGAAGAGGCAGUUCAGAGUUUACACAUUCCAUUAAUGCAUGACGAUCAACAUGGAACAGCCGUAGUUAGUUUGGCAGCAGUCAUCAACUAUCUAAAAUUAACCAAAAAGAAUGUGAAGGAUCUAAAAUUAGUUAUAAAUGGAGCAGGGGCUGCUGGUGUUGCAAUCGGUAAAUUGUUGUAUGGACAUGGAAUUGAAGAUAUUGUGAUGUGUGAUACUUCAGGAAUCAUUUAUGAAGGUAGACCUUAAAAUAUGAACAAUUUUAAAAAUGAUUUAGCCAAGUUCACAAAUAAGGGUAAAAUCUAAGGCACUCUUGCAGAUGCAGUCAAAGGAAGAGAUCUCUUUGUUGGAGUGUCCAGUGCUGGUGCAUUAACUCAGGAUAUGGUCAGAGCAAUGAAUAAGGAUCCAUUCAUCCUAGCCUUAGCCAAUCCAGUGCCUGAAAUAAUGCCAGACGAAGCCAUUGAAGCUGGUGCAUUUAUCGUUGCUACUGGAAGAUCCGAUUUCAACAAUUAAGUCAAUAAUUCUUUGGCUUUCCCAGGUAUUUUCAGAGGUGCCAUUGACACUAGAGCCAAAGAAAUUAAUCUAGAAAUGAAGAUUGCUGCUGCUUAUGCUAUUGCCAACAGUAUCAAAGAUUCCGAACUUAGCACAACCAAGAUUUUGCCUGGAGCCUUGACAGCAGAGAUUCCUGCUAAUGUGGCAAGAGCUGUGGCUAUUGCUGCCAUGAAGACAGGAGUUGCCAAAGUUAAUGUAGAUCCAGAGAAAGUGUUCGAUUUGGCUAGAAAAUUGAUUAUGGAAGGAAACCUAGCAGGUAUUUGA